AUGAAACUUUUCACCACACUUAUUGCCUUUUUCAUUCUAAGACUCGUCUCUGCUCAAGCUGCUGACUUGCAUCCAGAAGAAAACGAAGGUGGUCAUUACGUUGACACCAAUGAACAAUUACCUUUCAACUAUCAAAUUGGUUACAACAUUGCUGGUAAACCUCAAUCAGAUGUUGUUGAAUUUUUUAAUGGUGAAGAAAUCACCUUGAACUAUACUUUCGUCAACAAUGAAGAUUUAGAAGUCAAUGUUGUUGGUGUUGGUGGUAAUUUUGCAAACCCAACCAAUGGUCAAGUUCUUGCAAACAUUUCAGAUGCAAAGAUCGGUCCAAUUGCUAUUCAACCAGGUGAAGCUAAAGUUUUCUCUCAAAGAAUUGGUAUCAAUUUACCAGCUAACAACUACUUGUUAACUCCAGGUUUAUACGUUGUUAGAGAUUCUUCAUUAGCUUUAUUAGGUGCCAAAACUCAAUUAGCCAUUGUUUCAGAAGCACCAAUUUCUUUAUUCAGUCCUCAAUUAUUAUUCUUAGAAUUCUUAUUAGUUGCUACUCUUGGUGUUGGUGUUUACUUUGUUUACACCAACUUUGGUGCUGCUUAUUUCAACACUGUUGCUAAAACUGGUGCUCCAGCUACUAAAGAAUCUAGUGAAAGACCAAAAAUCACCACCACUGCUAGUGGUAGAAAAGUUGUUGAUGAAUCUUGGUUACCAGAAAACCAUAUCAAAAAAGUUAACAAGAGAAAAGCUAAAUAA
Molecule: messenger RNA, 744 nt
Organism: Hansenula anomala
Lineage: Eukaryota; Fungi; Ascomycota; Saccharomycetes; Phaffomycetales; Wickerhamomycetaceae
Gene: IRC22
Product: Irc22p
Exons: 1
Coding region: 1-744 (247 amino acids)
Cellular component (GO): endoplasmic reticulum membrane
Source: RefSeq, a predicted model, not a curated record